Patella vulgata (common limpet) is the source of this 5241-nucleotide messenger RNA. Its product is annotated as adenylyl cyclase-associated protein 1. Gene Ontology annotation, cellular component: cytoplasm. Lineage: Eukaryota; Metazoa; Mollusca; Gastropoda; Patellidae. Gene Ontology annotation, biological process: cytoskeleton organization; regulation of adenylate cyclase activity; cell morphogenesis. The transcript has 14 exons. Bases 210 to 1643 code for a protein of 477 amino acids. The record is from RefSeq and is a predicted model, not a curated record. Gene Ontology annotation, molecular function: actin binding; adenylate cyclase binding.
ACAAAGACUACAUCCGGAUAGCCCCGCCCUCUGACGGAAGAAGACUUCACCGACAGUAAACAAAAGCUAAUCAGCUUCCUGAUUUGUCUGAACAAGGUUUAACCAGUCAGAUUCCAGAAACUAAAGAACAGUUAGAAAGUCAGCUUGAAUCGGCACGGCAGGAAGUAGCAACCACUAUACAGGAAGUGGAAGACUUUGAAUUUGACGAAAUGUCUCAAGAAUUAUUGAAUAAUGCUGUGUCGCGGCUUGAAUCUGUUGCAGCACGUUUAGAAUCAUUGUCAAGGAAUGUUGGUGUAGGUGGCGGUAGUAGUAGUAGUGGUCCCGCUGAAGCAGUUGAAACUGGACCAACAGUGAUGGCCUAUGAUGAAAUUAUUAACGGACCAUUGGCCAAUUUUAUUGCUUUAUCUAAGAAAAUGGAUGCUGGUGUACAGGAAAUGGUAAAUCUUGUAAGUCAAUCGUUCCAAAAGGAACGUGAUAUCAUUGUUACUGCUGCACAAUCACAGAAACCAUCUAUGGAAGUAAUGGUAGAAAUAUUUAAACCACUGACCACACAAGUAACUGCUGUACAGUCAUAUCGUGAAGCUAAUAGAAGUAACAGAGCAAUUGAGAACCAUCUGGCUUGUUUAAGUGAAUCUAUUGGUGCUUUAGGAUGGGUUGGAGUGUCACCAGCACCUGUACCUUAUAUAAAAGAAAUGCAGGAUAGUGGAAUAUUUUACAGUAACAGAAUACUGAAGGAGUUCAAAGAAAAAGAUCCAUCUCAAGCUGAAUGGGUGAAAGCAUGGAAUCAAACUUUAGUAGCAUUACAAGCUUAUGUUAAACAACACCAUACUACUGGUUUAACAUGGAAUCCUAAGGGUCGUAAUGCAUCGGCUGGUUCUGCACCUCCUCCACCACCACCACCUGCUGGAGUCCCUCCUCCUCCACCUCCAGGAGCUCUUCCGCCACCACCACCACUAGGAGUAGCAGCUCCAGCAUCUAAUAAACCAGAUACAUCAGCCUUGUUUAGUGAAAUUAACAAAGGAGCUGAUAUUUCUAAAGGUUUAAAGAGAGUGACUGAUGAUAUGAAGACCCACAAAAAUCCUGCAUUAAGAGAAGGUCCAGCUCCUUACAAACCUCCUGUAACAAGAAAACCUGUUUCUGCCCCUACACCUGCUAAGCCCGCUACUGUUCAUCCACCUGUAACUAAACUAGAAGGCAAGAAGUGGAUUGUUGAAUAUCAUAAUGAUAACAGAAAUAUAUUAAUAGAUAAAACUGAAUUAAAGCAGACAGUAUAUAUUUAUAAAUGUGUUAACAGUACCAUACAAAUAAAAGGAAAAGUUAACUCUGUUAUUAUGGAUUCAUGUAAAAAAUGUGGUGUUGUAUUUGAUGAUAUUUUAUCAUCAUUGGAGUUUGUUAAUUGUCAGAGUGUACAGGGACAGGUGAUAGGUCGAGUACCCACUGUUAGUAUUGAUAAAACUGAUGGAUGUCAAGUUUAUCUUAGUAAAAAUUCUCUUGAUUCAGAGAUUGUAUCGGCCAAGUCCUCUGAGAUGAAUAUACUUGUCCCAACUCCUGAUGGUGAUAUGAAAGAAUUUGCUUUACCCGAACAAUUUAAAACAAGUUGGAAUGGAAGUUCUUUUACGACCUCCAUGACAGAGAAUCUGUAAAAUAUACAAAGCCUUACUAUUAUAUUGUAUCAUAUUUAUGGAACCAUUUUACUUCUUCACUUAUUUACAAAACUAAUUAUAGGGAAAUCAUCAAAAACUAAAUUAUUUCUUGAAUUAUAUAAUAUUUAAAUGUUAUUUUAUAGAAAAGCUUCAAUACAAAAUGUUAAAAAAAUUAAGAGAAUGCCCCUAAAACAAUUUAAUUCAAUGAUUGACUAAUUCUUGAAAAAGACUAAAAAUUUACUGCUUUUGUUCGAAAUACUUGAAGCAUUUACAAGACAUUUUGAAGAAGCAUAAGUUAGAGAAAAAAAAAAAAGCAAUGGAAUGUCAUUGACCUAACAACUAUCAUCAUGUUGAUCAUUAUAAGAAGAUCUAGGAAUGGAAUGGGAGAAACUCAACUUAAUUUAAUGUUUUAUAAGCCAGUUGCAUAAAACCAUGACAACCCUGCAUGAGAAAAGUAUUGUGAAGAAAUGAAGAUUGAAAUGGUGCUUAUAAAUAAUGCUUAUCUUCUGCUUUUUUUAAAAAUAAUUCAAUUCAAUUCAAUGGAAUAAAUAAUAAAUAUAUCAGUUAAUUUGUAUGAAAAAGAUUUAAAAUUAGAUAAAAUGUCAUUCUUUAUGCAAUAUUCAAAGAGUUAAAUACUCCAUUAGCAUGGAAAUUAUCCUUUACUUCCAAGUACAGGUAAUGCUGUUUCUGUUCCUGAUUACCGUGACUGAAAUAUCUGAAGUUUAUUUAUAAGGAUAUCGUUAUUAGCUUUCAGUAUUGAAUUGACCAAUAACUGUGGCAAUAAUAAUGUGAGCCUUCAAAAUAGUUACAAAGAUUUCAGUCUGGUGUUCACAGUGUACCAGACUUUACAAAUAAAGUUUGAUGCCCAUGAUCUGAAUCUGUGAACAAAUGUCUUGAAAUCAUGAAAAGAAUAGACUUGACUGUUUUCACCAGGAUUUUGCGUACAGCAAUUCAGAUCAUGAACACAGUAUUUUUUGGACAGUACCGAUGAUAGCAUAAGAACUUGAGAUAUUACUUGUCCAAGGGAUAUUCCGUCAAUAUGUAGGCAGUAAAUGAUAGAGAUUAUUCUUAAUAUUCAGCAUUGUAGAAUGAUUAAGCUAUAAAUCUUAAUUCCUUAUUGUCGCUGAAGAUUAUAUUUUGGUAAUUAUGCAAAUAAUGUCAAUGUUAUUUUUUUAAUGAUUUUGUUCGUUAUAAUUAAUUUGAAUAUUAUAUUUUGUUUAUUAAUUACAUAUAUGUUGUAGUAUUUUAUUCAAUUAUUAAUUAACACUUGCCAAUAGAUAUGUGUAGUGCUUGUUUUAAAAUUAUUUAUUUUGCACUCUUUAAAUAAAUGACUUCCACAGAGGAAAGUAUUAAAAAACAAAAUGAAAAUUAUUAGUUAUCAUUGUGUUAAAAAAGUUUUCAUAAAACCAUGUUUCAAAAAGACAGUAUUCCAUUAUAUGGUUGGUGUGUGGAUAAUCCAUUGACUGUUCUUGGAUUCAGUUCUCACCUAAUUCCUGGAAGGGACGCUCGAGUAAUUACAAGAAUAUCAACCAAUCAAUAAGACUGAACCAGUGGUCCAACUCCAAAUAUCUCCACAAGUUCAAAGCAGUUGUCAAUUCUGUUAUUGGAUUACAACUUAAAACAUUUAAAACACUUGAUUGUACAUCUUUAUAAUCUUAUUGGUCAACAUAUUUAGAUUUUGUUUAUAAGACACAUCACUUCACGAUUAGUUUUGUAUGGCUAAUGUUACCAACCAAAUUAUCAAACAUUUGUAAAACAAUAAUACAUAUUUUGGUAUAUAUUUCAAUCUGUACAUUAAAUCUAAAGCCAUUUCUAUAAGGUAAGAUGCCUAUAUUUGCCCUCUGUAAGUGUCUUACCAGUUUCAGAGAUAACCUCUGACACAUGUUACUUAUUUUGGUGUAUUUGAUCAAUUCUGUAAGUAUAUCAAAAAUAUUGAUUUAUUAUUGUCUAUUAUAAUGGAAUAAUUAUUUUGUAAAUUUUGUUCUUGAGAUUUUUGAUUAUUUUUAUGAUAAAAAUUGUGCACUCUUCAAAUAGUCUGAUCAGAAAUAUACAGAAAAUUACCAGUAUUCGUUUAAUAAUGUCUGUUCUAACUAGUUUACAAUAAAAAGUAGAUUUGUUUGUGUAAUUAAACUAUAAAGUAAACAGUCUUUAUCAAAAGAAAUUGCAUGAUAUGGUUACUUCCAUCAACAUAAGUUUUUUGAAGAUGGCACAUAGCUAAAUGGGAGGACUGAAGCAGCAAUGUUCUCUGUGAGUUCAGAUAUGCAAGGGGGAGGGGUGAUGAUUGAUUUAUAGUGUGUGUGAUUUAGAUCAUAAGGUAUGCCAUUGAGUCAGGUGUCAUUUCAAACCAAAGUUUGUACAUGACAAGGCAUUAAUAAAUUAAUAUAAGAGAUCCCUCUGGCUACCUUCUACUGCUAGAAACCCCUUCACAAGAGCUAAUUGUUGAAAUAAUAUAUCACCUUUGUCCCAAAAUGACCUAGUUUGUGUUUAGUGGAUGUUAAACCCCAUUUCUCAUUAGCAAGAAUUUUUAUUAUGGUGAAUGAGAAAUAAAUAUUAAUUCAAUAUCUUUUACAUUGUCUGAUUUAUAGUUAAAGGCACAAAUGAAAUAACAUUUGUUAAAAUCAUUUAAUGUAUUUACACCCUUGGUAUCAAAUAGGAUCAUUUUAUAAAAACAUCCUCUGCAGCCUGAUAGAUCAAAGAUGGCUAGAUCACAGAUUCCAGUCACUGCUGAAUUUAGUAACAAUUAGGUAUUUUACUUUAGAUUUCAUUCUGUACAUACAGUAAAAUAAUAAUGAAAUGUAUAAAAGACAUAUAUAAACAAUAGUUAAUAAAGGUACCACAAUUAUGGGUGGCCAGAUGACUUAGAUAGAAAUAAGGAUAAAAAAUCUUCCACUUUGGCAACCAACAGUUCAAUCUGAUUAAAAUACAGAUCUAAAGUUUGUUUCUUUUUUUCAAAUUUUGAUGGCCUCCAAGGUCACGUCAGGGGUCACAUAGGUGAACUUUAAAGAACUUAAAGUAUUAACAUUUAACUUUGCUGUUUACUGCUCUGCAAGUGUCUCCCAUAAUGCAGUGGACAGUCUGGACACCUUGCCUGAAUUUUGAAUAAACAGUAUUUCAUUUGUUAAUCCCAUGUCAAUGAGAACAGGGUUAAUUUAAAAAUCCUAGAUCCUACUGCCUUAAAGACAAAUUAAACGAAAUUUGAAUUAUUGAAUCUGAAACAUAAUAUAAUCUGUCUUUUAAUCAGAUUGUUGGGUUAUUAGAAUCAGGUACCACCAGAUCAUAACAGCAUAUCGUGUGUUCAUUUGUACAACAAUGAAUUAAUUUGUUAUUAAUGUACUAGUUAGAUAUAUGAUAUUGCUUUAUUUUUCAUGGUAUAUUAUUAUAUUUAAACUUGGUAUUGUUUUUUUGUAUUUAUUAGUUAAGCAGAGCUAUCAAAUGGAUAUAUAAAUACAGGUACCGUGGACCUAUUCAAUCUAUCAAUCUAUAUUUAGCCUAUUUGUACAUUGAGCAAGAGGUCACAUGAUCAGACAAAUAAGUAAUCUAACAGAAAAACUUAUACACUUUAUACAAAGACAAUACAGGGUGUAAUAAGCCAAUAAUG